Molecule: messenger RNA, 2731 nt
Organism: Episyrphus balteatus (marmalade hoverfly)
Lineage: Eukaryota; Metazoa; Arthropoda; Insecta; Diptera; Syrphidae
Product: serine protease gd-like
Exons: 6
Coding region: 349-2499 (716 amino acids)
Biological process (GO): proteolysis
Molecular function (GO): serine-type endopeptidase activity
Source: RefSeq, a predicted model, not a curated record
UAUUUCGAGCUUAAUAACAAUACGAACGGCAUGCGAAGCGCUGCUGCUAAGAAAAUUAGUUCUAAAAACCAAGAUUUCGUAUUGAUAGUAUUCGAUUAAUAGAAAUUCGCUAAAAUAGUUAUUUAAAUUAAUUUUUUUUUUUUUUGUAUUCAAGUUUGUUUAAUCCGCAUAGUAAAUAUCAAAAACAUAUCGAAAUUAAUUUAAUAAAUAUGUAUUAGAUUUUGUUGUACACGUGCAAUAUUAAAAAAAAAUAAUAUUCGCUUUAUUUUGUCUUUGUUGAUUAAAGUGCGUGUAAAAAUUACAAUUACCAACGAUUUUGUCUAAUCAAUAAAAAAAAAAAAUACAAAAAUGAUUACGCGGUUCAAUGUUGUAACAUCAGUCAUAUUACUGACGACUUAUCUAUGCAAAUGUGCAACAGCCCAAAACAACCAACUUCCUAAUAUACCAUGUCCGGAUGUUUUUCAAUAUGUUCGUUCGGGAAAUGAAGUCAUUGGAUUAAUAACGGUUAAUAAUGUACAAUAUGGGGAAACUACAAUACAAGUUGAAAUGUCACAACCUGGAGCUUAUAAUACGAACAAUGCUGGAAAACUUUCAUUGAAUUUCAACAAAAACAAAGUAUUCGAAUACAUAAGUGCAGGAAGACCAUUUACUUAUAGAGUAGAUUUUCCACUGCCAAAUGUUACUCCUCGCGUAACUUCCAUUACAGUAAAUGGUGUCAAUUUAUGUUCCGGUCCAGGAUAUAACUCCCCAAGUACAACCAUGACACUGGAACACACUUUGAAUGCUUUUUCAUCAAAUUCAUACUCACCUGUACAAUUUAUACCAAACACUGAAAAUCAGCGCCCUAUUUCUAGACCGAAUAUGGAUCAAGGUCCCAAUAUAAAUUCCAAUAAUAUGCCAGAAUACUUAAAAUUCAGUCCUUCUUUGGCUCAACAAAUGUCAGUUUACCCAUCAUAUAGAGAAUGGUUCAGCAAUCAGCAGUCUUCUAACCAACCGUCAAAUAUCCCAUCCUCUUCUUACAACCAGCCUUCAUAUAACCCAUCACCACGAAAUCAACCUUCACAAAAUUCACCAACAUCAUACAACCAGCCUUCAUAUUUCCCACCAAUGAAUGAGCCAUCAUACACCUCACCGUCAUCACCAAACAAAACCAUUUUUACCCCAUCACCACCUAACCAACCUUCAUACAACCCACCGCCAUCAUCCAAUCAUCCCUUUUUCAACCCAUCUCCACGUAACCAACCUUCAUACAACUCACAGCAGCAAUCAUCAAAUCCGCCCUUUGUCAACCCAUCUCCACAAAAUCAACCUUCUUAUAACUCACCACCAUCACCACCCAACAGUUAUUCAUUGCAUUACAACAGACCAUCUUACAGACAACAUGGAAUUGACCAACAAACAUUGAAUCAACCAUCAUUCCUCCAAUAUACUUUCCCAUCCUAUGACCAACCUGAACUCGACAAGCCGAAACCAUCACCUGGACAAAUUCAAUAUAAAUCAAAUGAUCACACAAAUCCUUCUUUAACAAGCAAUCAACAAUCUCCACCAAGACCAGAUACAACAACACAACAACCUAUAUUUACAACUUCGACAGAAAUAAAUAAACCUACUCCACCUCCAUUAGAUAUCGAUCCGAGAUUAAUUGAACCUACAUCGACAUUACCACCUGUCAAGCCAAUAGACACUGCAACAUUUGAAUACAUAAACUCAAUUUGUGGACGAGAAAACUUAAAUAUCGACAUGAAGAAACUCAAUGUCAAAGGACAAAUUGUAUCUAAAGCAAGAUUCCCUUGGAUAGUUGCGGUUUUCAAACGCAAAGAUGACGAUCUUAAAUUCCAAUGUGGAGGAAGUCUUAUUUCAACGAGAACGGUUGUAAGUGCAGCACAUUGCUUUUAUGCAGGACUCGAACCAAUUAGACCGGAGGACAUCUUGGUGUCUAUGGGUCGGCAUAAUUUAACUGAUUGGUUGGAUGCUUUUAAUAUUGAUGUGGAAAGAAUUAUUGAACAUCCAGACUAUAGACCGACACUACAAAAUUUUGACGCUGAUUUGGCAAUUGUACGACUUAAAGAAAGAGUAACCUUUACAACUUCGGUAAGACCUAUUUGCAUGUGGCAAGGUGUUAUUGAUGCUCGAGAGCUUGAAGGUGUUUCUGGAGCCAUUGUUGGCUGGGGCUCAGAUGGAAUUAGGAAUACGACAAUUGUUCCAACAUUGGUUAAUGCAACAAUUGUUUCGGAAUUAACGUGUAUAAGAUCGAAUGAUCAAUUCAUAUCGGCAACUUCAAAUCGGACGUUAUGUGCAGGCAAUUUAGAUGGAAGUGGUCCGUGUUUGGGAGAUUCCGGCAAUGGGUUGAUGAUUAGAAAUAGAAAUAAAUGGAUGUUGAGGGGAACAGUAUCUGCUACGAUAGGAAGUCCAACACGACCCUGUAUUUUGGAUCAAUAUGCAAUAUUUUCAGAUAUUGCAAUGUUUAUUGAAUGGAUUCAAUCAAAUAUGUUAUUGUAAAGUGUGUUUUUUUUUUAGUUUUGAUUUUAUAAAAAUUUUUGAUUUAGAUAAAUAAACCAAAAAAAGAUAGUUCGCAGCUAUCCAUUGUUCUCUGUUUCUUAAGGAAAACAGGGAAAAUAUUUGAGAUAGCAUUGCAUGAUCAAUUGAAAAACUAAAUUAAGCUUUAUUAGAUAUUAGAUAAAGGUGUUUAUUUUAUGUGAAAAUAUAGGUACAUAGUUUUAAGAAUAUAGUA